GUUAGAGAGUAAAAGCGAUCAUGGGUUCUUCUUCUAGAAAUUUGUAUGCAGGAAUAGGUGAAGGGCAAUCAACCACACGGCCACCUCUUUUUGAUGGAACCAAUUAUACAUAUUGGAAAGAACGAAUGAGAAUCUAUAUUCGCUCCACAAACUUCCAAUUAAGGUUGGUUAUCAAAAACGGGGAAGAGGUGCCGAUGAAGAAAGUUGGUGACAAGUUGAUCCCCAAGACCGAAGACGAGUUUGAUGCCGAGGACAUCAAAAAGGUCGAGAAUUAUGCAAAGGCUAUCAACAUGCUGUACUGUGCCGUCAAUCCUGAUGAUUAUCGCAAGAUUUCUUGCUGCACCACUGCAAAAGAAAUGUGGGACAAACUGGAGGUCACAUAUGAAGGUACGGACCAAGUUCGGGAAGCCAAAAUUGACUUCUUAACGCAGGAGUACGAGAUGUUCAGGAUGAAGGAAGGCGAAAAGAUCGAUGACAUGUUCGAUCGGUUCUCAAAAAUCAUCAACGACCUUCAUGCACUCAAGAAGACUUACACCAACAAGGAUCUUGUGAGAAAAAUCCUGCGAAGUCUCACACCUGAAUGGAGAUCAAAGGCAGACGCAAUCUAUGAAUCCAUCGGAGUCUCAAAUGUCACCAUCGACGGGCUUAGAGGUAAUCUCAAAACCUAUGAAUCUACUAUUCUAACACCGUCUUUGGAUGAACAAAAGAAGAAGGGUAUAGCGCUGAAAGCAACCAAGGAGUCCGUGGAAGAUGACUCAAGCGAUGAUGACAACGAGU
This is a messenger RNA of Cuscuta campestris, 777 nucleotides long. Lineage: Eukaryota; Viridiplantae; Streptophyta; Magnoliopsida; Solanales; Convolvulaceae. The record is from the annotation of a GenBank genome assembly.